Messenger RNA from Scaptodrosophila lebanonensis, 1879 nucleotides. RefSeq names its product hepatoma-derived growth factor-related protein 2 (gene Jasper). Gene Ontology annotation, biological process: regulation of transcription by RNA polymerase II. The transcript is spliced from 3 exons. Lineage: Eukaryota; Metazoa; Arthropoda; Insecta; Diptera; Drosophilidae. Gene Ontology annotation, cellular component: nucleus. The coding region runs from base 32 to 1462 and encodes 476 amino acids. Gene Ontology annotation, molecular function: double-stranded DNA binding; transcription coregulator activity. The record is from RefSeq and is a predicted model, not a curated record.
AUUUUACUAAAAUUGAAUUUCACACGUAAUUAUGGGCAAAGAAAAAGCAGGUAAAGCGUUCAGUAUUGGUGAUUUGGUAUUUGCCAAGGUAAAAGGAUACCCGGCAUGGCCAGCGAAAAUCACAAAAUUCAUCAAUAAAAAGUACAAUGUUUACUUCUACGGGACCGGCGAGACCGCCAAUAUAAAACUGGAGGAUCUCUUUAGCUAUGCGGACAACAAAGAGAAGUUCGCCACAGAUAAAAAUAUGAAACGCGCCAAAUUUAAUGAAGCAAUUGAUCAAAUUGAGAGUGCUCUGCGUGGCGAGGAUUCAGCGCCAAUAAAUUUGCCGCAAGUAGGAGAUGAUGGAGGCGAAAGCAACAGUGGUGAAGGCAGCAUUAAACCAACUGUAACAACGACAGAGCAAGAACCGCAGGCAACUUCCAAGAAAUCAUUACCAACUUCAACCAACACCGCUACCAUUGACAACAAGGAACAGAAAAAUCGCAUCGCACGCAAGAAAAAGGCACCACUGCACGUCGACGGCGAUACGGAUGAACAAGCUGUAGAAAUCAUAGAAGCGGUGCCACCCCAAAAAAAACGUGUGCCACCGGAAGGCAUUGGCGCCACUGUAAACCCGACGAUCGGCAAUAACAAAAAGCCACUGAAGAAACCGAAACCAACGCUUGCGGUGACACCAACGCAAAAACGUGCACGACAAACACACCCCAUGCAUAACGAUCUGAUGAUGGUAUAUAUGCCAACUGCUAAGUGUCUGGGAAUUAAGAUAAACUACAAUAAACCCGAAAAAUUCGAAAGCCCUGCUGAAGAACAGGCGUGGAUCGAAAAGUCGCGUAAUGAGGCCAUCGACCUUAAGCUUAAACUGGAAACGGGUCAGAUCAGUCCCGAGUCCAUGCCUGAACGAAUUAUUGUUGAGCCGGUGCGCGAAGAAAUACCGAAGCAGGAGGCUGUACGAUUUAUUGAGGAACUGAUUGAGCAAGAGGAUGCCUUGUUCAUGGAACGUGAUUUUAUACAGUUGUCACAACAGCUGCGUGAGUGUUUAGGUCUGCGUCGCGCCAAUGUGGGCAAAUGCUUAGAGAUUCUCGAACAGUUCAAAGAGAUUGAGCUAACGAAGUUGAUGCUGUUGCGAAAUCCAGAAUGUGUGGACAUAAUGCGUCGAUUGCGGCGAUAUGUGGGCAACUUGGAACUUUGGAAAAUGGACGUGUCCGAUGAGGUGGAGUUUAAGGAAAAAGCCCAGAUCAUCCGAAAAGUCUCGACAGCCAUUUACGAUGGCUUCAAAGCACUUUUUAACCCCGAACCCGAGGUGAACUUUUGGGUAGAGUUCUGCGAAAAGGUGAAGAUCUAUAAGAAUUAUACAAAGAAUUUGAACGACACAUUGCGUAUUUCGAUGAACGAGCGCACCUAUAACCAUCUGGUGGAGACCAAGGAGAGCACAACGGUAGCUGGCGAGCAUGUAAAACAGUAAUGGAGAUUGUAAGGAAUCGAUCUUAAGCGGACGAUGCCAGUUCCACAUACCUUAAGUUACUUUUAAGCGAUGCUAUACCGUAUUCGAUGAUAAUGGAAGGAUGGAAUGCUCACUGGAGUUUUUAGAACAUACGCACGCGCGAAGCAAUUACUGUUAUCAUUUUAGUUUACAUUGCAAGGCCUGUUAUUAGUUAUAAUCCACUAUUAAGCAACCCAAUGCUAACAUCAUCGACAUGGCUUGGGAUCCGUUUCAACUUGUCGGGUGUAUCAAAUAAUUAUUUUAAGCUACUUUACGCGCCAAUUGACUACAGAUUAUAUAGUAACUUAAGUAUACCCCACCACUCCCACACAUUAUGUACGUACACAUAUUCACACAGAUCUUAGCGAGAAAUAAACGGUAGCCGUUAUUUGGAAAAUA